CGGAGUCGCCAUAGCUGGAGCGCGAGCCGUCCGAGAGGUGAGGCGCCCCACGCAGCAGCGCCCUUGGGCAGGCGGACGACGUGCACCUGUCACCUGCAAUCAAUAAACGCUUUCCCACCCUAAGGAAGUCGGCAUGGCAGAAGCGCAGGAGCCGUUUGAACCAGCUCAGGCAGUGGAUGCCGAAGAAGUGCUGGAGAAAGGCGGGAACGAGAACGCAGCGGUGGUGGACGACAGGGAAGAGGAGGAGACGAAGAAGCCCCCAGCCUCCACCUCUGGGGAGGACGAAGCUCAACGAUUAACGCCUGAAGAGACAGCCCGGGAAGAGGAAGGUGAGAACCACGAGACGGAAGAAAGCAGGUUCAAUAGCCACCAAAGCCAAGGAGACGGACAAACGACCCCGAAUACUGAGGAAGAGAAGGAGGAGGACGAGGCUGGUGAGGCGAGUCCAGCAGAACUACCUGGACGGCAGGACGAAACGGGGGCGGCUGAAGGUGAGAGCGCCGAGGCCCCAGCCAGCGAGGAAAGCUCUGAGGAAAAGACGGAGGGCAGAGACUCCGACAAGGCGCCCGUUCCCGGGGAGCCUCAACCAUCAGAGGGAGAGUCGGGCGAGAGGGCGAGUGUAGAGGAGCCCGUCGACGGAGAAGGAAGCCCUAAAGAAGCGGAGCCCGCACAACAAGAGGAAAAGCCUGGUGAGAACCGGCGGGCGAGUGAUGAGGAGCCAGUCGACAGAGAAGGGAGUGCUGAAGGAGGGGAGUCCGUUACAGAAGAGAGCGUCGCUGGGAACGUCCAAGAAGAGGAAGAGUGCGGCGGGGAUGAAAGAGAAGAGACGGUUGAAGAAGGGAGCGAAAAAGAAAAGCCCGAUGGAGAAGCUGAGGAGGAUGAGGGAGAGGGAGAUGUUGAGGAGGGCAGGGCCCAGCUGGGAGAGCAACGGGAACCUUCGGAGGCUCCAACGGGAGAAGAAGAGCUUCUGAGGGGAGAGAGCCCGUCAAGUAAUGCCCAACGUGAAGCAACUCUCGUAGAGGAGGAAAUCGAAGCGGAAGGGAGAGAGGGGAGUGAGGAAACCCCAGAAGACGAAGAUGCCAGCACAGAGGAAACAGAAGCCAGCGGAAAUCUCGAGGCGAGCGCAGAGGAGGGGCCCCCAGCCUGUGGAUCAAGGGAGUCUCCGAGGGUGGAUGCUGAACACAGCAACCACCUGCAGGGCGAUUCUGCUGAGGGACCCGUCGAAGGGGCUGAGGGAGCGGGUGACACGCUGGGAGUGAAUGGCAUGCAGGGAAAAGAGAAGGAAGAAGAAGAAGAAGAAGAGGUGGCGGCGGCAGAGGAGCAGAUCCCACUCGCUACGCCAGUGGAAGACGGGCAAGAGCAUGACAUUUCGCUCUUCGUAAAGGCUGGAAGUGAUGGGGAAAGUAUUGGAAACUGUCCAUUUUCUCAGCGCCUCUUCAUGAUUCUCUGGUUAAAGGGUGUUAUAUUUAAUGUGACAACUGUGGAUUUGAAACGGAAGCCUGCAGACCUACAGAAGUUAGCUCCAGGAACAAAUCCUCCAUUUAUGACUUUUGAUGGUGAUGUGAAAAUAGAUGUGAAUAAAAUUGAGGAAUUCUUGGAAGAAAAAUUAGCACCUCCAAGAUAUCCCAAACUCGCACCAAUUCAUCUGGAAUCUUACUCUGCAGGAAAUGAUGUGUUUGCUAAAUUUUCUGCUUUCAUAAAAAACACAAGGAAAGAUGCCAAUGAAAAUUUGGAAAAAUCAUUGCUUAAGGCUUUGAGGAAACUGAAUAACUAUUUAAAUGCCCCAUUGCCUGAAGAAAUUGAUGCCUAUAGCACUGAAGAAGUCACUGUUUCUACAAGAAAAUUCCUAGAUGGAGAUGAACUCACGUUAGCCGAUUGCAAUCUCUUGCCAAAACUCCAUAUCAUCAAGGCUGUGGCAAAGAAAUAUAGAAAUUUUGAAUUUCCAUCUGAAAUGACUGGAAUCUGGAGAUAUUUGAACAAUGCCUAUGCUAGAGAUGAAUUCACAAAUACUUGUCCUGCUGAUCGGGAAAUAGAGUUUGCUUAUUUGGAUGCUGCAAAAAGAAUGAAAUAAAUUAAGAAUGUUCUAUUUCUAUAUUACUUCAGAGACUUUGAUUUUUAAAAAAGAAGGAAAACGCCAAGAAUAAAAUGAAGAGCCUGAUCUGCAACAAGUUUUUAAGUUAAGAAACUAGCCAAUCCUAGUGGCAUAAUUAUUUUAUUGAUCUACUUAUUCAAGUAUAGCAUAAUUGUAUAUAUGUUACCUUCCAGAUAUGUGCAUAUGCAUACAAUGUUAUGUGUAUUAUGCAGAGCUUGGAAAAGUUACUUUUUAAAACUACAACUCCCAUCAGCCCCAGCCAGCCAUUGGAUUGGGCUGAUGGGAGUUGUAGUUCAAAAAAGUAACUUUUCCAAGCUCUGGUAUUAUGUGUGGGCAUAAUUUAGACUUUUAAUAAAUGGUUAAGAUAUUUCCCCUUACAUUGAUCAGACUACUGGAAUAGACAGGAUUUGAUACAGUUCAUCUUCUAUUGAAGUCUGUGGGAGAACAUCUAUGGAUUUUAAUGAAUGUGGAUAGUAUAAUUUUGAGGGACAGAGUCAUCUCAGAGGAGUUUGCAGUAUAUCUAGGCUACCAUGUGCCAUCUCUUGAAUCUCAACUGUUGAAACUUGGGCAGGUGGUUAUCAGUGCUGCUAAACCCUUUUAAACAUUAUGGCUGAUAUGCUGCAAAUGUCUGUUUACAUGUUAUAUGUCUUUUAGCCCUAAGAUUUGUGGCAUUACCUCCUAAGUAGUUAGGAUGGGACAUACUUAGAAACAACAAUGGCAGCACAAUGUUGCAAAAUAUGCCACUAUAGCAACUUUCCAGUUUCUAAAGACAGUCAUACCAGGGCUCAAAGCUCUCUGCAAGCCAGGCUGUCUGUCGUCAAAGCUCCUUCAGAUGCUGGAGGCUGUGGUGAUGGUUACUCAUCUGUAAAGACCAGCCAGACUGUGCAUGCUCAGAAGGUCCUACUCAGGGUUUUGGUGCCAGCACAUCAUGGUUCCCAUGAGCAGCCAAAAAAAAGGAGGCGAUGGCACUCCAUAUUGGUGAACACGGUCACAAAAAAGCAUUGGACCUUCUACUGAAAAAUGUUCUAGAAGUUCACUGUGAUAUCCAAACAAGUUCAGGAGCCUUCCCUCUCCCUAUAUGUACCACAUAGGUAGCUGCUUUCCCAUAACAGAUUUUUGUUUCUCACAGAUGUCGAUGUCACAGUUUUAUUUCUGAGCUAUUGCCAAACUUACAACUGAAGCAUUUUUUAAAGCAGAACAGGUUCAUUCUCUCUCUAUUCCAUGUAACGAAAACACCACACAGAUGUACUAACUAUAGUGACCCGUAUAAAUAAGGAAAAGUACCAAGUUAUGUCAUAUGGAUACCAAUAUUCCAGAUAUAGUUCCACUUCUCUCAGUUAUAAAACUGUGGGCAAGUUCUGUAUGCUGUACCAGAUCUGCUUCUGCAGGGACUGUGCAGUUAAUACAGUUAUACCAUCCUGUUGCUCCAAAAACUGAAGUUUUCAAGUUUACAUUAAAAGCGAGUAAGGUCUUUCUUUAAUAGGGCACUUUGAAGGUCAGAGACUAAGGGCUGGUUAGGAAGUAUAUACACAUCACUUGAUUAAUCAGCACUUGAAGAUUCACAACUCAGUUUGUGAACUGAAUGUAUUGAAAAAUAUGUGUGUCUUCAGAUGACAUGGAUACCAUGGUAUUGCUCUGAGACAGCUAAUUUCCACAUAGUCAUCAGGUGAUGAACAUCUGAAAUGGAGCCUCUUCCUUCCUUCUUACCUAUUAUUUAAUAACAUUCAUAAAUUCAGAUCAAUUUUGAGGAAGGGAAGGCUGUUUAGCCUCAUUUUGGGGACAUGAUUCAUUGGGAGGUCCUUGAAACAUAUACAUUGACUAUCAGCAAACACAAUUUCUUGCUGUUAUGAUUCUGAGAGUUUAUGUUCAAAGUGUAAAGGAACAAAAGAGCCAUAUCAGUGAUCAAAGCCUAACUGAUUGGCUUAUACUGCGGCUACUAGGAAUGUAGCAGCUACCAAUUCCUCUGAAUAGAUAUCUCUGUAUUAGAAAUGAUUGAUUGAAAUCUUUGAGAAUCUGAAUUUAUUUUAGAAUAGGAAAUCUAUUUCAUCUCAAGAAGAUGUCUGCUUUUCUUACCAAUUUUACUA
This is a messenger RNA of Rhineura floridana, 4176 nucleotides long. RefSeq names its product chloride intracellular channel 6 (gene CLIC6). Gene Ontology annotation, molecular function: D2 dopamine receptor binding; D3 dopamine receptor binding; D4 dopamine receptor binding. Bases 134 to 2071 code for a protein of 645 amino acids. Gene Ontology annotation, cellular component: plasma membrane. The transcript is spliced from 6 exons. The record is from RefSeq and is a predicted model, not a curated record. NCBI's taxonomy places the organism in Eukaryota, Metazoa, Chordata, Lepidosauria, Squamata, Rhineuridae.